UUCUGAAUACGGGCCUUAAUCUUUUUACGUAUGUAGUCAAUACGACGCUAAACAAACGUUUUUAAAUCGCGAGAUUUAAAAGGAAGGGAACGUCUGUUAAUGAUAAAAUAAGAAUGGAACAAAAUAAAAUUUUAAUUUAUUAAAAGAACAGACAGAUUUAUAACAUAAUCUAAACAGAGGAAUGUCUACAACACAAAUAAUAUAAAUAAAAUAGAUUGCGACUCAAAUGUUCUCUAGUAGAGCAAGAUUAAUAAAACGCACAGGAAAGAAUCCCACUGGACGUUAUGACUUUUUAAAGCUUUUAGUCACUGAAUAUACAACAACAUCGUCUAAAGACGCACAAGAGCAAGUACUGGCAAAUUUGGCGAAUUUUGCCUAUGAUCCUGUAAACUAUGGAUAUAUGAGACAGCUAAAAGUAAUUGAUAUAUUUCUUAAUGCUUUAUCUCAAAGUAAUUCAAAGUUAGUGCGUUUUGGUAUUAGUGGUCUCUGCAAUUUAUGUUUAGAUGGAAUAAAUAAGUUAUAUAUCCUGCGCAAUCAAGGUGUUGAGUUAAUAUCAUCGUUACUUGCUUCUGAAGAUGAAGAUAUUUUGCUUGGAGUGAUUACUACCUUGAUGUUUUUGGUAACACCUGAAUCAGUAGACGAGAUAACAUCGCCUAGAAUAAUUAAACGCCACUCUGUAAAGACUACCAAAAUACGAUCAUUUGCUGAUACAACGAUAAACAAUUUGAGAGAAGGAGAUCAAGUGUCGGUUCUGAAAAUAAUAACAAAUGACGAUAUACUCAAAUUUGCUGAAUUAACAGGCGAUCAUAAUCCAAUUCACACUGAAUCAGCAAGAAAUAUUGCGCACGGUGCUUUACUCAAUGGCUUAGUGUCAGGUUUAAUUGGCACAAAAUUACCUGGUGCAGGUACUAUAGUUAUCGAACAAAAUAUUACUUUUCCUAAACCGUGUUAUGCUGGCGAUACUGUAGAAGUUAUAGUUAAAAUUACAUCAAUCAAAAUGUAUUUAACAUUAGUGAUGAUGACUCUUUGCAUAUCGUAUUCUUAUGCAGAAAAUAAUAGCACUGUUACAAAUAUUAAAUCAUCAAAUAUAAAAGAACAGCCAACUGGCUGCGUCUGCGCCGUGUUUUUAAGCGGACAAUUUAAAAAGGGUAGCAAGGAACAACCCAAAGGAUAUCCUGCACUUGUCCACGAAUAUCCUGAUUCAAUUCCAUGCACUGCUAUGGGAAAUAAACUUUGUAUCAGCAAAUGUCUUGAUGUCAUAGUGAAACAUUUACCAAACGGUCAAGCAGUUCUAUGUGCCUCUAUCGAUCGUGAUUGUUACAAGGAAAGAGCUUAUCUUUUCAUCAAGAAUUGCAAAGAUGAAUGGAUAAACACGAAUCUAUCGGCCGGUAGAGAAUAUUGUUGCAAAGAUGGCAUGCCAUAUAAAUGUUAA
Messenger RNA from Cyphomyrmex costatus, 1432 nucleotides. RefSeq lists its product as uncharacterized. Bases 227 to 1432 code for a protein of 401 amino acids. The record is from RefSeq and is a predicted model, not a curated record. The transcript has 8 exons. NCBI's taxonomy places the organism in Eukaryota, Metazoa, Arthropoda, Insecta, Hymenoptera, Formicidae.